UUCUCUGAGGUUCACCAGUAGUGCCACUCAUUUGCCAAUAUCAAGCAAGCACAUAUAAGCCACUUGUAAUCUCUUCAGAGAACAGAAAUACUCUUCACAGUACCUGGUGGAACUGCAUUGGAGUGUGAGGUACGGCUCACAGAUUCCAGAAAGAUCAUCAUGAAGUUAUAUGUGUUUCUGGUUAACACUGGGACCACUCUGACAUUUGAUACUGAGCUAACUGUGCAAACUGUGGCUGACCUUAAGCAUGCCAUUCAAAGCAAAUACAAGAUUGCUAUUCAGCACCAAGUGCUGGUGGUCAAUGGAGGAGAAUGCAUGGCUGCAGAUCGAAGAGUGUGUACCUACAGCGCUGGAACGGACACAAAUCCAAUUUUUCUUUUUAAUAAAGAAAUGAUCUUAUGUGACCGUGCACCUGCUAUUCCUAAAACUACGUUUUCAACAGAAAAUGACAUGGAAAUAAAAGUUGAGGAGUCCCUUAUGAUGCCUGCGGUUUUUCACACUGUUGCUUCAAGGACACAACUUGCAGUGGAAAUGUAUGAAGUUGCCAAGAAGCUUUGCUCUUUCUGUGAAGGUCUUGUCCAUGAUGAACAUCUUCAGCACCAAGGCUGGGCUGCAAUCAUGGCCAAUCUGGAGGACUGUUCAAAUUCAUAUCAGAAGCUUCUUUUCAAGUUUGAAAGUAUUUAUUCAGAUUAUCUGCAAUCCAUAGAAGACAUCAAGUUAAAACUUACUCAUUUAGGAACUGCGGUUUCAGUAAUGGCCAAGAUUCCACUGUUGGAGUGCCUAACCAGACAUAGUUACAGGGAAUGUUUGGGAAGACUGGAUUCUUUAAAUGAACAUGAAGGCUCAGAGAAAGCUGAGAUGAAAAGACCCACUGAACUGGUGCUCUCUCCUGAUAUGCCUAGAACAACUAACACAUCCUUGUUAACCUCAUUUCACAAGUCAGUGGAGCAUGUAGCUCCCAAUCCCACCGAUGCUGAACUUGGCAGAGGACUUAGGGAAUCUUGUCAAAGUACUGUCCAGCAAGAAGAAGCUUCAGUAGAUGUUAAAGACAGUGAUCUGCCUUUUUUUAAUGUUUCCUUGUUAGACUGGAUAAAUGUUCAAGACAGACCUAAUGAUGUGGAAUCUUUGGUCAGGAAGUGCUUUGAUUCUAUGAGCAGGCUUGACCCAAAGAUUAUUCAACCAUUUAUCUUAGAAUGCCAUCAAACUAUUGCCAAACUUGAUAAUCAGAAUAUGAAAGCCAUUAAAGGACUUGAAGAUCGGCUGUAUGCCCUGGACCAGAUGAUUGCUAGCUGUGGCCGGCUGGUAAAUGAACAGAAAGAGCUUGCUCAGGGAUUUUUAGCUAAUCAGAUGAGAGCUGAAAACUUGAAGGAUGCAUCUGUAUUACCUGAUCUGUGCCUGAGUCAUGCAAAUCAGCUAAUGAUUAUGUUGCAAAACCACAGAAAAUUGUUGGAUAUUAAACAGAAGUGUACCACUGCCAAACAAGAGCUAGCAAACAAUCUACAUGUCAGACUGAAGUGGUGUUGUUUUGUGAUGCUUCAUGCAGAUCAAGAUGGAGAGAAACUGCAAGCACUGCUCCGCCUUGUAAUAGAGCUGUUAGAAAGAGUCAAGAUUGUUGAGGCUCUUAGCACAGUUCCUCAGAUGUAUUGCCUAGCUGUUGUUGAGGUUGUAAGGAGAAAAAUGUUCAUUAAACACUACAGAGAGUGGGCUGGUGCUUUAGUCAAAGAUGGAAAGCAAUUAUAUGAAGCUGAAAAGUCAAAAAGGGAAUCCUUUGGGAAAUUAUUUAGGAAAUCCUUUUUAAGAAACCGUCUGUUUAAGGGACUGGACUCCUGGCCCUCCUCAUUUUGUACUCAGAAGCCUCGAAAAUUUGACUGUGAACUUCCAGACAUAUCAUUAAAAGACUUACAGUUUCUUCAAUCAUUUUGUCCUUCAGAAGUGCAGCCGUUCCUCAGGGUUCCCUUACUUUGUGACUUUGAACCUCUACACCAGCAUGUACUUGCCCUACAUAAUUUGGUAAAAGCAGCACAAAGUUUGGAUGAAAUGUCACAGACCAUUACAGAUCUGCUGAAUGAACAAAAGGUAUCCACAAGUCAGGCAUCCCCACAGUCAGCUACUUCUCCAAGGAUAGAAAGUACAACUACUACCUCACCAAAAACUCCUCCUCCACUAACUGUUCAGGAUCCUUUAUGUCCAGCGGUGUGUCCCUUAGAAGAAUUGUCUCCAGAUAGCAUUGAUGCUCAUACAUUUGAUUUUGAAACCAUCUCCCAUCCAAACACAGAACAAACUAUUCACCAAGCUUCAUUAGACUUGGAUUCAUUAGCAGAAAGUCCUGAGUCUGAUUUUAUGUCUGCUGUGAAUGAGUUUGUGAUUGAAGAAAAUUUAUCGUCUCCAAACCCUAUAAGUGAUCCACAAAGUCCAGAAAUGAUGGUGGAGUCACUUUAUUCAUCAGUCAUCAAUGCAAUAGAUAGUAGGCGCAUGCAGGACACGAGUGCACGUGGGAAAGAGGGGUUUGGAGAUCGUGCUGCUCUGCAUGUCCAGCUGGAGAAAUGCAGAGUUGCUGCCCAAGACUCUCACGUCAGCAUACAAACCAUCAAGGAAGAUCUGUGCCACCUCAGAACAUUUGUACAAAAAGAACAGUGUGACUUAUCAGAUUCUUUAAAAUGUACAGCAGUAGAACUAAGAAACAUUAUUGAAAAAGUAAAAUGCUCCCUAGAAAUAACACUAAAGGAAAAAUAUCAGAAAGAACUCCAAUCUUUAAAAAGUGAGUAUGAAUGUAAACUUGAUGCUCUAGUAAAAGACAGUGAAGAAAAUGUAAAUAAAAUUAAAAAAUUAAAAGGAGAUUUAGUAUCCCUUGAGGAGGUUUUACAAAAGAAAGACAAUGAAUUUGCUUUGAUAAAACAUGAAAAGGAAUCUGCCGUCAUCGUGCAGCAUGAAAAGGAUCAAAAGUUGUUAGAGAUGGAAAAUAUUGUGCAUACUCAAAAUUGUGAAAUUAAAGAGCUAAAGCAGUCACGAGAGAUGGUGUUAGAAGACCUGAAAAAGCUGCAUGUUGAAAAUGACAAGAAAAUAGAGUCACUGAGAGCUGAAUUUCAGUGCUUAGAGCAAAGCCACCUAAAGGAGUUAGAGGACACAAUGCAUGUCAGACACACACAUGAGUUUGAGAAAGUUAUGACCGAUCACAAAGUGUCUUUGGAGCAAUUAAAAAAGGAAAACCAACAAAGAAUUGACCAGAUACUAGAAUCUCAUGCCUCAACUCUCCAGGAGAAAGAACAACAGUUGCAGGAAUUGAAACUCAAGGUUUCUGAUUUGUCAGAUAUACGGUGUAAAUUAGAGGUUGAACUUGCAUUAAAGGAAGCAGAAACUGAUGAGAUAAAGAUCUUGUUGGAAGAGAGCAGAAUACAGCAAAAUGAAACUUUGAAGUCUCUCCUUGAACAAGAGACAGAAAACUUAAGAACAGAAAUAAGUAAACUCAACCAAAAGAUUCAUGAUAAUAAUGAGAAUUAUCAGGUGGGCUUAUCAGAGUUAAGAGCUUUAAUGACAAUUGAAAAAGAUCAGUGCAUUUCAGAGUUAAUUAAUAGACAUGAAGAAGAAUGUAAUAUACUUAAGGCUGAAUUACGCAAUGUAACAUCUUUGCAUCACCAAGCAUUUGAAAUGGAAAAAACCCUGAGAGAACAAAUUGUUGAACUGCAGGGCAAAUUGAACUUAGAACUGAGUGUGCUUGAAAGACAAAAAGAUGAAAAAAUAGCCCAGCAAGAAGAGAAGUAUGAGGCUCUUAUCCAGAAUCUUGAGAAAGACAAGGAGAAAUUGGUCAUGAGACAUGAACAAGACAAAGAACAGUUAAUUCAGAAGCUUAAUUGUGAAAAAGACGAAGCUAUUCAAACUGCACUAAAUGAAUUUAAGUUGGAGAGAGAACUUGUUGAAAAAGAGUUAUUAGAAAAAGUUAAACAUCUUGAGAAUCAAAUAGCCAAAAGAUUAGCUGUCCAGCAAGCCUCCAAGGAAUCAUCUUUUUCCACCUCCAUUGUUGCCAGUAGUCCUGCCUUUGAAUCAGCCAGAGAAGAUUCAUCAAGCCUAGUUGCUGAACUUCAAGAGAAGCUUCAGGAAGAAAAAGCUAAGUUUCUAGAACAGCUUGAAGAACAAGAAAAAAGAAAGAAUGAAGAAAUGCAAAAUGUCCGAACAUCUUUGAUUGCUGAACAACAGACCAAUUUUAACACUGUUUUAACAAGAGAGAAAAUGAGGAAGGAAAACAUAAUAAAUGAUCUUAGUGAUAAGUUAAAAAGUACAAUGCAACAACAAGAGCGCGAUAAAGAUUUGAUAGAGUCACUUUCUGAAGAUCGAGCUCGUUUGCUUGAAGAGAAGAAAAAGCUUGAAGAAGAAGUGAGUAAACUGCGAACUAGCAGUUUUAUCCCCUCAGCACCUGUGCUCGCAGCCCCAGAGCUGUAUGGAGCCUGUGCACCUGAGCUGCCAGGGGAGGCAGAGAGAUCAGCCAUGGAGACGACAGAUGAAGGAAGAGUGGACUCAGCAAUGGAGACAAGCAUGAUGUCUGUCCUAGAAAAUACACUGUCUGAAGAGAAACAGAGGAUCAUGCUUCUGGAGCGGACAUUGCAGUUGAAAGAAGAAGAAAACAAGCGGUUAAAUCAAAGACUGAUGUCUCAGAGCAUGUCCUCAGUAUCUUCAAGACAUUCUGAAAAAAUAGCCAUUCGAGAUUUUCAGGUGGGAGAUUUGGUUCUCAUCAUCCUAGAUGAGCGACAUGACAAUUAUGUGUUGUUUACUGUUAGCCCUACUUUGUAUUUUCUGCAUUCAGAGUCUCUUCCUGCCCUGGAUCUCAAACCAGGUGAGGGAGCUUCAGGUGCAUCUAGAAGACCCUGGGUCCUUGGAAAAGUAAUGGAAAAGGAAUAUUGUCAAGCCAAAAAGGCACAAAACAGAUUUAAAGUUCCUUUGGGGACAAAGUUUUACAGAGUGAAAGCUGUGUCAUGGAAUAAGAAAGUAUAGCCACAGAAGAAAUCUACAUCUGGUACCAUUUUCUGAUUUGUCCUCUAGCACUAAUAAAUCACUCCAAAACAACCGGCCAUCCUCCUUUUUACAAAAGUCAACACAGCAGUAUACUACAUUGGUGGACUACACUUCCCUUUUAAGUGGAUAUAUCUUAGGAACAAUAAAUUCAUCAAAAUUCUUGGCUGAAUUGAAAUGGUUUUCUUUUGUUUCCACCCAAAUAACUAGAAAUGCGGACCAAACUAGUUACUGUUCUCCAAGGGCAGUGCCUGCACCGUGGCUUGUGACUAGCCUCAUUAAUUGCCUGUUAAUAAACACUAGCUGACUAGACACCAGUGUUGUUGUUACCAGCAUUUGUUCUCUUGUGAACUCAAGAGUCCUUGCACUCUUUAACACAUUCUUUAUAAAAUGUAUAAAUCCUUCCAAACUAUUUAAAGAGGAGUGUACUGCAUGCAGAUAAUCAUAAUUUUGUUUGCCUCAGAAGACUGCUAACGCAAAUUCUUUAAUUUUUUUAAAUACCCUUUGAUGUUUAAAAAUAUAACAAUGUAAUUUGACUGACUUUAAGAUCAGCUAUAAACAAUGAGCAAUCUUGAAAAGCACUUUCCACAAAGAUCAUCCAGGCUCCCGGGGAAGAAGAGUCUGCACCACUGAGGUUUUCAAGUGCAGGACUCAAACUUCUCAGCAUCUUAGAACUGUUUGAAAUAAUCACAUUGAUGAACUUGUAAUUCAUGGUUGCACUUCAGAAACAGUACCAUUGUACAUUAACAUUUAGAGGUGGUUUAAAUAACAAAAUAUGGUAUUGUAAAGGAUCUGUACAAUUUUAAGACAAUAAAGAAUUGAAAGUGUAAAUAUGUGUGCCUUUCUAAGGUUACAUUUUUAAUCUAUUUGUGUGAUUGCUGGGAAGGGUGAAGAAAUUGUUCUGUAAUCAAAGAGAAACAUGUUUAUCACAGAGAUGUUGUUUGUAUCCUAUGUAACCGUGAAGUGGUAUUCUGUGGAAGAGAACCAUGUAAACUCGGGCUGUAGAAGCCGGCCGGCACUGAACAAAUGUGCUGAAGUAGUUAAUGGAUUAGAAAGAGCGUCUUCAGGGUUGCUGCUAGAGAGCACUAAGAAAAUGAUUCUUUUUCAGAAAUAUUUAAUUUCUUCAUAAAAUAAGUUGGAUAUUUUUAUAUAUAUGUAAUCUAAUAGAAUGAAUAAAUAUAGUGUAUAGAAUACUGAAUUUGACAACAUAUUAAUGAAUAAAUGGACAAAUGAUUUCAUAUGUUUCUAUUCAAUCCUUUGAUGACAUCUUUAUGCAGAGAUUACAAGUAUAACAAAUGACUGUAUUUUUUUUUAACAGUUGUGUUUGUGUCUCAAACUGCUAAGGCAGGCCAUUUUACUCAAUUAAUGCUCUUCAGAUUUAAUAUGUGGUUAUUAUGCUGUGGAAUUAUUGCUGUGACACACUAAAUCUCUUUUCUUAAUACUGAUCUUUAAUGUUA
Messenger RNA from Mesocricetus auratus (golden hamster), 6458 nucleotides. RefSeq names its product RB1 inducible coiled-coil 1 (gene Rb1cc1). The transcript is spliced from 24 exons. Gene Ontology annotation, molecular function: protein kinase binding; molecular adaptor activity. NCBI's taxonomy places the organism in Eukaryota, Metazoa, Chordata, Mammalia, Rodentia, Cricetidae. Gene Ontology annotation, cellular component: Atg1/ULK1 kinase complex; phagophore assembly site membrane; extrinsic component of membrane. The record is from RefSeq and is a predicted model, not a curated record. Gene Ontology annotation, biological process: autophagy of peroxisome; piecemeal microautophagy of the nucleus; autophagosome assembly. Bases 160 to 4983 code for a protein of 1607 amino acids.